Thamnophis elegans (Western terrestrial garter snake) is the source of this 1276-nucleotide messenger RNA. RefSeq names its product solute carrier family 25 member 5 (gene SLC25A5). Gene Ontology annotation, cellular component: mitochondrial inner membrane. The record is from RefSeq and is a predicted model, not a curated record. Gene Ontology annotation, biological process: mitochondrial ATP transmembrane transport; mitochondrial ADP transmembrane transport. Gene Ontology annotation, molecular function: ATP:ADP antiporter activity. NCBI's taxonomy places the organism in Eukaryota, Metazoa, Chordata, Lepidosauria, Squamata, Natricidae.
UCAAGGACUCGCUCUCACUCCGCCGGCAGCCCUUUUGGCCUCGUCCUCCCUGCCUGCCCGCCCCGUCUGCCUUUCCAUCCUCCGCCUGCCGGCUCGCAGCCUCCCGCAGCAUCAUGACCGACGCGGCCAUCUCCUUCCUCAAGGACUUCUUGGCGGGCGGCGUGGCGGCCGCGAUCUCCAAGACCGCCGUGGCCCCCAUCGAGAGGGUCAAGCUCCUGCUCCAGGUCCAACAUGCCAGCAUGCAGAUCACGGCCGAGAAGCAGUACAAGGGCAUCAUCGAUUGCGUGGUGCGAAUCCCCAAAGAGCAAGGGUUCCUCUCCUUCUGGCGGGGCAACCUCGCCAACGUCAUCCGCUACUUCCCCACGCAAGCCCUAAACUUUGCCUUCAAAGACAAGUACAAGCUCUUCUUAGGCGGCGUUGACAAAAGAACCCAGUUCUGGCGUUACUUUGCGGGCAACUUGGCGUCGGGGGGCGCUGCCGGAGCCACGUCUCUCUGCUUUGUCUACCCUCUCGAUUUCGCCCGAACCCGUCUGGCGGCAGAUGUGGGCAAAGCCGGGGCUGGAAGAGAGUUCAGCGGUCUUGGUGACUGCCUGGUGAAGAUCUUCAAGUCCGACGGCCUUCGGGGCCUUUACCAAGGCUUCAACGUCUCUGUCCAAGGGAUCAUCAUCUACAGAGCAGCGUAUUUUGGCGUUUAUGACACCGCCAAAGGAAUGCUUCCCGACCCAAAGAACACUCACAUCUUAAUCAGCUGGAUGAUCGCACAGACGGUAACGGCGGUGGCAGGCCUGACCUCAUAUCCCUUCGACACCGUCCGGCGGAGAAUGAUGAUGCAAUCCGGUCGGAAAGGAGCUGACAUCAUGUACUCCGAAACCAUCGAUUGCUGGCGGAAGAUUGCUCGGGACGAAGGCGGCAAAGCGUUUUUCAAGGGCGCGUGGUCCAACGUCCUCAGAGGAAUGGGAGGUGCUUUCGUCUUAGUCUUGUACGACGAAAUCAAGAAAUACACAUAAGCUGAAACAUCCGCCCACUCCUUAGACGACCCUUCCCGCGUAACGUUCCAUGGACUUGCAUCAAAACUAUUUAUCGUUUCCCGUCCCCCCCCCCCCCGUCCCCCGGGUGGGUAUCUCGUAGUUGACGGAGAGGCCAUGAUUCUGCUUGCCUGAUCCCCGUUCUCAAGUCAUUCCUUUGACAAAGGGACUCAAACUUUAUUUUUAUUCAGUCACUCCUGUUAAAAUUAAGUUUGAGAAAUAAAGUGGAAACCAAAAAAAAAUGGUAUCAA